This is a messenger RNA of Colossoma macropomum (tambaqui), 1193 nucleotides long. RefSeq names its product CMRF35-like molecule 8. The transcript has 6 exons. Lineage: Eukaryota; Metazoa; Chordata; Actinopteri; Characiformes; Serrasalmidae. The coding region runs from base 69 to 674 and encodes 201 amino acids. The record is from RefSeq and is a predicted model, not a curated record.
ACAGGCAGAUAAGGGUCAAACAAGACACUCCUGCAAAUAGCUAGCACUACUGAUUUCCAGAAGUCAAAAUGAUGUAUUUUUGUUUGGUCACUUGGAUUCUUCUCUCUGCAACUGUUGAUGGAUCAGAUGUGACAUUGUCUGGACAGGUUGGAAGAUCUGUGAGGAUCAAGUGUUCUCACAAGUUCGCUGUCAACAACGUCAAGUAUUUCUGCAGGGAUCCAUGUAAAGAAGAUCAGCACAUUUUGAUUAAAUCUGGCCAGCCCCCUACUGGGAAAUACAAACUGAAGGAUUUAGGGAAAGGAGUCUUCACUGUGACCAUCACUGACCUCCAGAAAUCAGACGCUGGAACUUACUGGUGUGGAGUGGAGAGAUAUAUGAAGGACACAUAUCGCAAAGUAGUACUCUCAGUUACAGAUGAAGUGACUUCAGCAGCAGCUCCUGUAAAGACAGUGAGAUCUAGUGAACGCUCCACGUUCACACCACCCACAGUCUCUUUCUCCGCAUCAUCUCCAGCUCAAGAGUCACUCUCCCUGGAACCUACAGGUGAGCAUGCAGGUGUCAUACUGUACACUGCUGCUGGGCUGGUUGCCAUAGUGAUCAUCAUUGGCCUGGGCAUCCUCGCUCUUUAUAAGUUUAAAUGGACAACCAGGAGAUUCAAAUGUUCUGGUUCGUAGACUGUCUACACUGAAGUAAAGAAACCUCGGACUUAAAACAGCCAGCCAAACAGAUCAUCAUCUACUGGGGAAUCACAUGAAGAGACUCUGAAGAACCCGCUGUACAGCACCAGCACCUGAAGGAAGACUAGAUUCUAACUUCUACUGUACAGCCUACUAACAUACUUACUAAUCACUCUGAUAACCUGCUUAUUUAUCAUGCUGCAGGAAUCUUCUCAUGCUUAUGUAGCUUAGAGAUAUCAAGUAUAAUCAGAUAUGCUGAUGUUAAAGCAUCUCAUUUAUGUUUGAGUGUCAAAUGUAGCUCAUAUUAGGGGAAAUGCCCAUAAUAAAUCCAUGUACUUUUUAAACCUACUUGCAUGUUUACUGUAAAAUAUUUAGAAAAAAAAUUGCAGUACAUAAAACUACUGGGAGUCUCAGACAGUAAACAAACAUCUCCUCCUGAACAGAGUGCUGAGGAGCAUAGUGCAUAAGAGUCUCCAACACUCUGCUGACUCAAUAACUGCAGAGUUCCAAACCUCC